AUGUAUUAUGGUCUGUUCCUGGUCUCUGCCCUGCUGUCCUAUUUCCCAGGAGAAUCCUUGGUGCACAGUCCAUCUGAGAUGAUCCUGGCCUUUGCUGGGGAGGAUGUCAUCCUUCCCUGCAGCUUUAACAUCAGUGGCAGCGAUGACUUUCCAACGGUGGAGUGGUCCAAGGAGGGCCUGCAGCCAAACGUCAUCUUCUUGUACCGGGAUGGCUGUGAGACUUACGAGAUGAAGAAUCCGUCCUUCCAGUACAGGACAAGCUUCAUCACGAAAGAACUGAAAAACAGAAACAUCUCAUUAAGGAUCUCGAACGUGCAGCUGUCAGAUGCAGGGAAAUACCAAUGCAUGAGGCUCUGGAAGAAUGCCCCCCAGGACAUCACCACGGUGGAGCUUGUUGUGGGUGCAGCUUCUGAUCCAAAGCUCUCAGUGAUUUCAGCUGAGAGUGCAGGAGUGAGUCUUCAGUGUGAGGCCAGCUGUUGGCUGCCGGAGCCAGAGAUCACGUUCCUGGAUGAUCGAGGACACGACAUCCCGGCCGGUGACCCAAAAAGACGUCAACAUGCCAGUGGAUGUUACACUGUGACACGUAGAGUGACUCUGCAGGAUGCUACCAGCAGCGUCACCUGCAGAGUUCAGCAGCCACAGAUCAACCAGACCAGGGACACGGAGAUUCUCAUACCAGUGGGGGGUCAAAAAUGGCUGUUAUCGAAGCAGACGUCACAUCAAAGCUUGAACGGUGCCUAUGACGACCAGCCGUUUCUGCAGAGCAUCAGGGUUGACGGGGCUGGCAGCGUGGGAAACAGCAGCAUUGAGGCACUGACAAGAGAGGUGGCAGACCUCAAAUCAAAGCUUCAUGAGAAAGAAAAGAUCAUCUGGUGGCUCCAGAGCAACAACAACAACAACCCUCCAGAACCUGACAACUUACCCCAGUAUCAGGGUCUGAAACCUGCCGCCUCACGACAAAACAGCAACCCGGCAUCUGGCGGCCCAACCCGAAGAAACCUUCGUAUCCACAGCAGCCCUGCCGUUUUGAACUUGGACAAUACAGCGCUGUCCAGAUCUCCUGAAGCCAACAUGUCAAACAGAAAGCUCGGCAGUCAUUUGACGAGAGAGUCUUCCGCUUGGCCUGGUCCAGAUGUUCAGCGUCGACAUUCCUCAUUGCUUCCAACCAACAACCGCUUCUCGCUCCUGGCAGAUUUAGCCGAGGAAACAGCUGUGGAUGUCAUGGGGACAGAGCACAAAGCUGGACGCAAAGCAGCAAAACCUAGCAAACAAAAAUAA
This is a messenger RNA of Chelmon rostratus (copperband butterflyfish), 1278 nucleotides long. Its product is annotated as immunoglobulin superfamily member 11-like. The record is from RefSeq and is a predicted model, not a curated record. The transcript has 5 exons. Bases 1 to 1278 code for a protein of 425 amino acids. Lineage: Eukaryota; Metazoa; Chordata; Actinopteri; Chaetodontiformes; Chaetodontidae.